AUGGAAAAUAACAGGAACAAUGUUACAGAAUUUGUUCUCUUAGGUCUGUCCAGUAAUAGAAAUAUGCAGAGAUUCUGCUUUGGACUGUUCCUCUCCUGUUGCAUUGCAAUUCUCUUGGGAAAUUUCUUCAUCCUCAUCACCGUCAGUGGCAUCCCCCUCUUCAAGCAACCCAUCUACUUCUUCCUCUUCCACCUGUCCUUCAUGGACAUCUGCUACACUUCCACGGUGACUCCCAGGCUUGUCCAGGAUCUGCUGUCUGAAAAGAAAGCCAUCUCCUUCGACGACUGCAUAAUGCAGCUCUUUGACAUGCAUUUCUUUGGCAGUAUUGAAGUUUUCAUCCUUGAAGGGAUGGCCUACGAUCGCUAUGUUGUCAUCAGUAAGCCCUUGAGCUAUAUGAUCAUCAUGAACCAGCAGAGAUGCAACACAAUGGUGGCAAUCUACUGGGGAGCUGGAUUUCUCCAUUCCAUGACACAGUUACUCCUAGCAAUCUCUUUGCCAUUCUGUGGACCCAAUGAAAUAGAUCAUUAUUUCUUCGAUGUUUAUCCUCUCCUGGACCUGGCCUGCACAGAUACUCACUUAAUUGGUUCUUUAAUCAGUGUUGACUCAAGUGCCUUCGUGCAAGUGGAGCAAGGUUUGCGGGCUGGCAUGUAG
Messenger RNA from Tachyglossus aculeatus (Australian echidna), 651 nucleotides. RefSeq names its product olfactory receptor 4P4-like. Gene Ontology annotation, cellular component: membrane. The coding region runs from base 1 to 651 and encodes 216 amino acids. Gene Ontology annotation, molecular function: olfactory receptor activity; G protein-coupled receptor activity. The transcript has 2 exons. Gene Ontology annotation, biological process: G protein-coupled receptor signaling pathway. NCBI's taxonomy places the organism in Eukaryota, Metazoa, Chordata, Mammalia, Monotremata, Tachyglossidae. The record is from RefSeq and is a predicted model, not a curated record.